Messenger RNA from Mytilus californianus (California mussel), 1535 nucleotides. Its product is annotated as protein SSUH2 homolog. The transcript is spliced from 13 exons. NCBI's taxonomy places the organism in Eukaryota, Metazoa, Mollusca, Bivalvia, Mytilida, Mytilidae. The coding region runs from base 56 to 1222 and encodes 388 amino acids. The record is from RefSeq and is a predicted model, not a curated record.
AUUGUUGGUUUCCAACUGUAAUGUAUAAAUCAUUUUGACGAACCAGAACUACAAAAUGGCACAAAUAGGACCUGGUGCAGGCGGUCCAGAUUCUGUCGACAAAAAUGAUCCAGUCAUACUUGAGGGAGUAGGAGAAAAUGUCCAGGUUGGUUUACCGACGGAUUUGUAUGUUAUACCUGGAUAUUCAGUUGAAGGAGGCUCACUUCCACCGCCAAUGCCGCCACUGGCAACAAAUAUCCCGGAUAAAGCUACUUAUAAACAACCAGAAAUGCAAGAGGUUCCAGUUAUAUCACACGAAAGAGCGAAGAAAGCACUGCUUGACCACAUAGAAACACAAUGUUGCUGGGGAAAGGGAACAGCCAAUAAAAUAACAACGUUUGAAAACCUUGAAUCUUCAACAACAUAUCAUUACACACUGGAAACCUUUACAGAAACUAGAUCAACACAGUGGCAAAUGGAACCAUUCAGAGGACAAUUUAUAGACGGACCAGAAAAUGGGAUUCCAGUACACCCUUGGGGAAUCCCAUUGACCGCGGUAGAACAGUUUAGGGAUUUUGAGACUCGCAGUAUGGAGGUUCCACAUACAGCUUCCGUCAGGCCUUGUCACAGAUGUCAAGCUGGUGGAUUUCUUAUAUGUGCUGGCUGUGAAGGAAGAGGACGGCUUUAUUGUGGUAUGUGUAAAGGAAAAGGAAGGAGACAACAGCGUGUUAAGGACAGUCAGGGUGUAUGGAGAGCAGGAGUGCACAACUGUGAUGUAUGUGGUGGAUCCGGCAAAAAGCCUUGCUCACGCUGUAAUGGAACUGCACGAGUGACGUGUCCAAGUUGCCAGGGACAAACAAAGCUGAAAUGGUACAUUCAGUUGUUGGUUACAUGGAAAACCUAUAAAGGUGAUCAUGUUGUCGGAAAAUCCAAUGUUCCAAAAGUACUUGUGAGCAGAGUUCCUGGAACAAUAGCUUUCGAAGAUGUACAACCAAUGUUAUAUCCAAUAACGAAGUCUCCAGAUCCUGAAAUUAUGACAGCCUCCACUCGUUUGUUGGCAGAACAGAAAUUCCCACAUUCUCUUAUUUUGAUGCAGCGACAUAAGAUAAAAGUGGUCCCUGUGACAAAAUGCGAGUACAGACAUAAUAACAAACUUAUCAGUUAUUAUGUUUAUGGUUUGGAUUGUAGAGUUCAUGCUCCUGAUUAUCCUGACCAGUGUUGUUUUGGCUGCGAGAUUAUGUAAAUUAUUUGAUUCUUGAUUAGUUUGAAAAGUUGGAACUAUUUAAAGUGAAUGAAAUCAUUAUAGAUUUUCAUGCAGUGCAUGCCACUUGUUCAAUAUUAGAUAUUUUAUGCAUUUUUAUCGUCUGUUCAUUUUACUAGACCAUUUACUUGGAUUUAAGCUUUGUGUUACUUCUUUUUAAAAAAGAAAUAUUUUAUUUGUGAUCAAUGAUUUUCUUAGAGAUUUCGUAAUUUCCGUCCAGUUUAUAUGCAUGUGAUCUUUUUUGUUUUUUUCCUUUAAAUUCUAUGCUUGUUUAAUAAAUAUUUAUUACACUUGU